Trachymyrmex cornetzi is the source of this 2721-nucleotide messenger RNA. RefSeq names its product odd-skipped family member drumstick (gene drm). The coding region runs from base 793 to 1098 and encodes 101 amino acids. The transcript is spliced from 3 exons. The record is from RefSeq and is a predicted model, not a curated record. Gene Ontology annotation, molecular function: RNA polymerase II transcription regulatory region sequence-specific DNA binding; DNA-binding transcription factor activity, RNA polymerase II-specific. Gene Ontology annotation, biological process: embryo development; regulation of transcription by RNA polymerase II. Gene Ontology annotation, cellular component: nucleus. NCBI's taxonomy places the organism in Eukaryota, Metazoa, Arthropoda, Insecta, Hymenoptera, Formicidae.
CAAACGACGACGACGACGAAGAGACCUUUGGCGGUUACACACGGCGUCCUACCGUCUUCUGGUGUGCCUACCUAUUCGGGCUACCAGCGAACCGAGCGACCAAACGAAGCUUCAGUCGACGCCGCGCACCCAAACGGUCCAGACCUGUCAGCCCGGAAGACACACGCGCAGCAACUCAACACUUUCACGAGCUACCGACCUACUAACUAAUACGGAGAUCCCGACUGUUGGCAGCGUGACACUAUACGCGCACUACAGUUCGUUUUUUUUUUACAACUCACCGCAUUUCGCGAGUUUCGUUCUUUCGUUCAUUGAAAGUUUACGCUUCUAUCCAAGUUCGAAAACUGUCCUUUGCGGAAGAGAACUACUGGACGUUGCUCGAGGACGAAUCCUUAUUCGCAUUCUUUCUGUCUCUAUCGGCAGCGAUACGAGGAUUCUCUCGCGACGUGGUACAAGCAGUGAUCUCACUCCCAGGAGUCAGCCGUGCCCGAGACUAGCUUUGCGCGGGAGGAGAAGAGCGAAGUCGAAGAACGACAGUCAAGAAAGACAGAUAAAAAGAGAAGGAGAGAGCAUACGAAAGUCUGCGAACGAGGCAGAGAGAGAGAGAGAGAGAGAGAGAGAGAGAGAGAGAAAGAGAGAGAGCGACGGAGAGGCACUAAGAAAGGGGACAGAGGAAGACAGAAGACGUGGUGGGAGUGACUCCGGGCGUUAGCAAGAGAGCGAGAGAGGCGGGUAGAGGGAAAGGAGAGAUAGAGACUCGACCAAGAGAAGGAGCGGUGGGAAUUUAUAAGGAUGUUCGCGAUAAUGCCGAUGGAGACAGAGGGGCACGGCAGGGAGUUCGGCCGGCGGCAGAAGAUGCGCGCCAAGUGCACGGUAGAGUUCGUCUGCAAGUACUGCCAGCGGCGCUUCACGAAGCCCUACAACCUCAUGAUCCACGAGCGCAGCCAUAAGGACGACGUGACCUUCACCUGCGAGGUCUGCGGAAAGACCUUCAAGCGGCAGGACAACCUCAAGCAACACAGGAGCAUACACUCUGUUCCCUACAAGGGCUCCAACGGCUACUCAAAUGGCUAUUCGAAUGGCUACUCUAGGUAUUAGAAGCCAUCCGGCCAACUACUAUCCUAAACUCCCGUAGACACGCGUUUCUCUUUCUCUAUCGAAUGCUCUAGCUACCGACCAGUUCUUCCUGAUGUCCCUCCUCUAUUAGAGCAAUCCUUCGCGUCGAUCCGACGACAUGCCAAACUUGCAAGUGAUGUCAUGUUCGCAUACGGCAAGGGAAUCGCGAUACUUCGUCGAUUUUUGUCAUCAUCCUCGCCUAUCACCCUCGCAUCUAGUUUGUCCGUCCUGCUUCUUUGAAUUUUUUCGCUUCUGUUCACCCUCCUGUAUUCCGAGCCUACACCCAGACGUCAGCCACAUCAGAGGAGUCUUCGAUUCAACUUGACACGAAGCACCGUUGCAGAACCGAGAACGAUGGAAGCUAUUUGGGAUACAGCGACACGACAGACAAUUGUAAUUUCAUCGAACUUCCUUUGUAAUUCGACUCAUUCGAACGGGUAAUAAUAUUCUUGCUAGAUACGUGCCAAGCGAUGUUUGAAAUGUUUAUGGAAUUCGCUGUUUAAGAUAUUAUUGGAUACUUGAUAUCAGCUAUGCAUAAUUCGAAAACUCCCGCACCUCUAAUGAAUACAAUAGUCAGCGGUCUGUAUAUUAAGAUACACGAAUACGAAAGAAGAUAGAUGCGACUAUGGAAUAUAACGAAAUUAUUUAUUUAAAUAUCAGUUUAGACAAAUUAUCUAAAAUCUUUUUUCUCGACGUGCUCUGUUUUAAAUAUUCAGUCUUCAAUUAGACACGUUUUAACUAUCUUGAUAAGAACUUUUCCACAAGCGUUUCACGAGCGUUAUACAAUAAAAUUGCCGACAGAACAGUUAGAGCUUCUUGUUAUGCGCAACGUCAAUGUUUCGAUCGAUGGACAAAUGACGAAGAUUCAAGAAUAAGAAGAAGAGAAAAUGAUGUUUGCACAUUAAAUCGGUCGUGCAGUUAUGAAGAAGCGAAUUGGCAGUUCAUCCAGGAAUCGAAACGAGCGAUCUACAUUCUUCCGCAUUUUCAUAACGAAAGCAUCGCAACGCUGGAUUCCACUCAGGGCUCCUCGGGCUAACGUCCUAAAUUGGACUACGUAAUAACCCACUAGCUCUAUAAGAGCGCUGGUCGGAGGAUACACUGUUCGCUUCUUCGCGUGCUACCGUGGACCACGCCCAGGCCCGAAGCGACGUCUUCCUGACCUACCACCUGGCAAUCAAACCGCGAAGCUACUCGGCUUCCCCUUCAGAAAAUCCAUAUAAUUUCGCGACGGCGAUACGACAAGUCACAUCGCCAGGAUCGCCGACACAAAAUCGUAUCUCGCGAACGUGUGCGAUUGUUGCGCAUGAAGACACGAUCGGACAACCUUGGGGCCACGUGGGGCUACAAGGUGGGUUCGCGGUGGUAUCGCUGACGCAAAUACCAGUCAGCUGAGAUCGGUUUCCAGCGGGUGAACUCUCGACGAGAUGUCUCUUCGAUUCCGACUGAGACGCGACCCAUUGAAGUAGAAGAGGAUCAACCGUUAUUAUUUCUGAGCGUCGAUCGUAUCUUUCCUUUUCUUUCUUUUUUCUGUAUCAUUUAAUUUCUCUUUUCCUUUAUUCAUACUCGUACGGAUUGCGUGAUAGGUGUAUAUGCCACUGAGAAAAA